CAGUGAGUGUUACCUGUAUAGCGCAACAUGGUGGCUGCAUUCAGAAAACUAAACGUUAUGGCAAAUUUAACGUCAGUGUGGAGGUUAAUAAAUAGCUGUGAACACAGGUACCUUAAGGUGACAAGUAGCAUUUCCAAUUGAUUAGGUAGGAUGUUAAUGCAAGAUCUGGUCAGCCAAUCAGACGGAUAUCUCUCAAAGCCUUUUCCCACGGAAGAACAUAAAGAAUUGACUGAAAAGCUGCCAACAGAAGUGCAACUACUGCCAACGAUGCAGAACACACAGUAAAUACCAGGGUUCUAGCAUUCACAGACGGACUGUCACCAGCAAACAGCAUACUGUUGCCUUUGAACAAAGCUUUUCUUUUUAGUACCAGGAGGCUAAUGCCAAAAAAACAUGGAAAGAAAGCAAAACGUGUUACCAUCAAACGGAGAAAAACAAAAACACACUACUAUUUCACUGAGGGAAAUGAACAUCAUGGUGUCCGUCACCUCUGUUUUGAAGGAGAAAUCAUUUUCUCAAAACACAUCUUGACUUUUCCCUGAAACAAAAAUUUAACAGCAAUAAAAGUCAAACAACUAAAGAAAAGAAGUACAUUUAUCCACAGACUUACUAAAUCUCCCUGUCUCACAUUUUAGGAGGUUGUGGUGAGAACUUUCACCCGGAAAAUCAGGGAGGAGACGAUAUUCCCAAUAAAAUGUCAGAUUUGUUGAGUAAACUCUAGAUUCCAUUUUCCUGGGUGGGUCCAUCCAUCUUAUAAAUGCAGCCACCUGAAGCCAAACCAUCCUCUGACCUGAGCCAGCAACACACUUGUAAAAAAAUAACAUAAGCCACUUUUCGCGCAAGUUACAUAACACCAGAGAAAGGAGGAAUGCACACAGGAAUGUAAAGUGGCAUCUAAAACUUUCACUCCUGUGAUGAUGGAGGUAUCCUUUUCCAAUUGUUCUGACUUAAAACAGCAUCUCACUCCUUGCCAGCCAUCUGGAGACUAUUAUAGGUUAUAAAACAGCUGCACAGGAGUGGCUCCUUUUCCUGCCACCGCAGACUGGAAAACAAUAGAGGUCUCUGGGAGCGUGCACCGAGACAACCUGACCUCAUGCCACGUUGUCAAGCAUUCACCUGGAGGAUGCUCAGAUGUUGCAGCAAAGACUGGCACCAAGUUUUUAUUAUUUGUCUGGACAUGUGCAUCCUGCAGAGAGCUCACAGCCAGCAGCCAACAGUGAAGAAAAUUAGUGGUUGGCUUCCUGCUCACGUAGGGUUAAAUUCUCACAGACACAUGACUUCCUCUUCCAGACCUCUUGCUCCAACACCCCGACAAGCCCUCCUCAUUUUUCUUUUUUUUUUUCCCCCUCAAGUAAAUGUUAUAAAUAGUGCUGUGUGUUCUGUUCACUGGCCAUCCUCCUCUCAAAGUGAAUGUCUCUGCCCACCUCUGCGUGGCCGCACACCUUUUCACUUCUCUCGCUCUGCACAAACACAAACACACUCCGGCUCAACCUUUUCUUCUUCGCUGUUCCUCUCUGCUUGUACGACGCAGAGUCGGCUUCUGUUCAAGAUGCGUUGCGUGAGCUGGUUAUUGCUGGGAACCUGCCUCCUGGUCCUGGGCCCUGCGGUGCAGGGAGUCCCGACCCAGUGCCCGAGCCCAUGCCACUGCCACGGUGACCUCCAGCACGUCAUCUGCGACAACGUCGGGCUGAAGAAGAUCCCGCGUGUGUCGGAGGCCACCCGUUCUCUGAACCUGCAGAACAACAACCUGGGCAGCAUCCCCACAGGGGCCUUCAGCGAAAGCAAGGGCCUCAUCUCUCUGCACAUGCAGCACUGCAAGCUGCGAGAGAUCGGCUCCCAGGCCUUCAAGGGGUUGAAGAAGCUCGUCUACCUCUACCUGUCGCACAACGAGAUCAACAGCAUCAAGCCUGGUGCCUUCGAGGAUCUCACCGAGCUCACCUACCUCUACCUAGAAGGGAACCAGAUCAGCGACCUGGCGAAGGGCAUCUUCUCCCCAAUGAUUAAUCUCUUUACUCUGCAGCUCAACAAUAACAAGCUGCGGGAGCUGCGGGCGGGAACCUUCGCAGGCGCCAAAGACCUACGCUGGCUGCACAUGAGCGCCAACGAGCUGACAACGCUGCAGCCGGGCUCUCUGGACGACGUGGAGAACCUUGCCUUACUUCACCUGGACUCAAACAAGAUGUCCACUUAUCCAAUCGCGGCCAUGAGCAAACUACGGGUGGUGGAGGAGCUCAAACUGGGGGGGAACCCCAUGAAGACCAUCCCCGACAACGCCUUUCAGAGCUUUGGGCGCUACAUGGAGAAACUACACCUGGACAACAUGGGCCUGGAGAAGUUAUCUGAUGGUGCGUUCGUCGGUGUGACGGCAAUCAAGAUACUUAACCUGGACAACAACAAGCUAAGGUCCCUUCCCAGAAGCAUGGAGUUCGGCACACUCACCAACCUCACGCUCACCAACAACCCAUGGAACUGCACGUGUCAGCUGGCUCCACUGCGAAACUGGAUGGACUCCACCCGCAUCCGUCCAGACGCAGUGUGUGCGUCUCCUCCUUCGCAGAAAGGCAAGCAGGUCCGAGAAAGCAUCGGCAUCAGUGGCUGCAGACCGAAGAGACGAAGAGAGCCAGAGCAGAAGAAACCCAAAAAGGGAAAAAAACACUGAGCCUGCAGUUGUACAGGAGACACAGAGAAGGAGUCUGUCCAGGUGACCAGCUAGACUGUCCAUCUAUUCAUAUGCCACAUGUUGUCACACUUUCAUGAGUACACACUCUCUGCCUAUCAAACACAUACGGACCAGUUUUAUUCAUUUAUAACAAAGAUUAAGAUUUUAAUGUGAAGUGGAAGCAGGAUAAACGCAGGUAACCACCAAAAGAAAGGAUGCAUUUGGACAAAUGAAACAAAAAAGCCUUGUGGACAAGAGUUUGGUGUUAAAAUUAAUACCAGUCUUAACUUAGCUGGAAACAGCUAACUACAGCUAACUAUUUACCUUUUUUUAAUUCAUUAAACUCUGAGUCUUAUACAAGUCAUUAACCUUCAGGUAUAAAGUUCUCAGAUAGCUCUUCAUAAGAAUGUAAGUACGAUAAGCUCUUUUUUCCCCCCCAAAGUGUCAUACUAUUAUUUUAAUUUAUAGGUUUUCGCAGCAGAAACUGAAAUACUCUUUGAAAUACUGAAAUACUAUUUAGCUUUGCUGCUAAAUGCAGAUGGGUAAUUUUGUCUGAUUGUAAAUGAUAAGUUUGUGAUAAUAAUAUUAAAGAUGGCAGCAGCUUUAAAAUACGAAACACAAAGUGGUGCUUCAGUUCUGUGUACUUUUUAGUAUUUCACGUUUGGUUUUAGACUCCAGAAUGAAAAAGAAAAAAUAUAGUAAUAAUUUUAAAAACGCAAAAGCAAAAAAAAAAAAAGGCUCACUAUGUUAGCAUUUGUCUUUUGCCUUUUAAUAUAUGAAAAAAGAAGACAGAAAGAGAACUAAACAAGUAAAAAUUAGUAUUAGUAUUGAAUCCAUAUAAAACCAGAUGUUUUAGUAGGAGGAGAAGUCGUUACAGCAGUCAAAGAUUUUACAGCAAAAAUGGACCAGCAACAUCACUUUGGAAGAAUAUUCAGAUGUUAUUUUAAAAUAAGAUAUGUCACCUGAAUUUACCUCUGAGUGUCUGUUUUGUUUUCACAAGAAACAUCUGGAAAUCUUGUGCUGAAUCCUGAACAUGCCCUAAGCUGUUGUAAUGACUUGUCUGUGAAAACACCCGGUGUUUUUCCACUUUUUGUCUGUGGUUUGAAAAGCAAACUUGUAAUACCACAAAAAAUGUACAGACCCGCUACAUUAAGCUUAUAAACUGUUAAUCACUGAUGGCUACAAACAAGAUAAAGAGAGAAAAAUGACUUAUUGAAGUUUAAAGUGACCAAAAUAAGAAAUGGAUGAAUCCAAUUUUCUUUCUUUCUUUCUUUCUUUCUUUCUUUCUUUCCAGAAGACCUGUAAAACUGGGCCGAGUUUUCCUUUUUUUUUUUUUUUUGCUGCUGCUGCUGAGAAUGUAGAAACUGAGAGGUUAAAAAAAACAUGAACCAUUUCUUUCUCGAAGACUUAAUCUAAUGUGUAUUCUAAUGUAUAUUCAGCAUCUCUACAUUUCCACGACUUUUGGAAGUGGUAACAAGUUCUCACAUCCAAUAAACCUUUUAUAAAUUAA
Messenger RNA from Mugil cephalus (flathead mullet), 4169 nucleotides. It is a transcript of the gene chad, whose product is annotated as chondroadherin. NCBI's taxonomy places the organism in Eukaryota, Metazoa, Chordata, Actinopteri, Mugiliformes, Mugilidae. The transcript is spliced from 4 exons. The coding region runs from base 1094 to 2659 and encodes 521 amino acids. Gene Ontology annotation, cellular component: extracellular matrix. The record is from RefSeq and is a predicted model, not a curated record. Gene Ontology annotation, molecular function: protein binding.